AUGAUUCAAUACAGUCUCAACCCCGUGAAUGCAAAAAAGAAAGCAAAGCAAUACGACAGCGUCAUUAGGGAGGCUUUGCUUUACUACAAAAGCGGAAACAGACUAAGCUGUAAGGAAUACGUCUCGAAGGGAAAUGAUACACAAAACGGUGUGGAGAAAAUAUUGGAAUCAAAAGGGAGAGGAAGCACACACAGCCAAACAAACGGCCAUUAUGAUGCUGAACAGAGCAAACCGAAUUGUCCACCUAGUGAAGAGUGUCAGAAGAACAUUUCACUGGACUCCAAUUUGUGCUUUUCGGAGGAUUUCCAAAAGGAGGAACUUCUAACCGCGCUGAAACAGUACAUUAAUGAAUAUGUGGGCGAUGUGCAGGAGGCAAAGUGCAGCGAAAUAAUCAACUGCGGUGAUAAGAAAAGGCUGCUAAAAAAGUACAUACAUGAAAUAAAAAAAAAUAACUUCCUCGUUUUGGAAGAUUUAUUUUUCUUCUUCAGCAUUAACCAUGAUAAUAAGGAUUGCAGUGAUUACAGUGAUUACAAGGAUUAUGCGCUCAGCAAAAUGUUCCACUGUCUACUCCUCGUGUUUGAGAAAAAAGAAGAAAAAAAUGUCUUACUCGUUUUGUACACCUUAUUAGUCAUUCUAGAGGAGAGUAAUAUUAGCAAGUUUUUCACCUACCUAAUUGAUGCUCUGAUUGCCACUUUAAACGCGCAUGAGUGCACGUUACCCAUUGGAGAGACGAAUGAGAACGUGAGACUGUUCGACCACAAGCCGAUGGUUCUUACAAGUUACCUCGUGAAUGAAAACACCAGAUAUUUUCUGUUCGCGUAUUUUUACAUCCUCGUGAGGGAUGUCUCCAGGCAGCAGUUCAUGAACCACGCAGACAAGAUAAUCCGCGUAUGCCUAAUGGGUCUAUUCGACCACUGUUGCGAAAUAAACUGCCUAAUGAUGAGCUUCAUAGAGGAAAUUAUCGAGCAAGUAGAAGACCACUACGUGAAUUACCACUACAUCAUCAGUACGUGCUUAUUAAAGUGCCUCUGUAACAAGUACAGUAAGGUGAAAAUAAAAUGCAUGAACACAUUGGUGAAGCUAAUUCUAAAUAAUAGCAACUCAAAAAAUUAUAAAAUUAUAGAAAUGCUAAUUGGGUAUAAGGAUCCCAACGUGGUUCCCAUAAAAAGUUUCUACGACAAUGCCUAUGUGAAUAUUAACUACUUGUGCAACUUAUAUAAUGAUAGAAGCACAAAAGUGAAGUUCCAAUUCUACUCCUUCGUCUUCAUAUUGCUGUACGAAUUUAACGAGUCAAAUGAUUUUGUUACCUUUUUAUUGCCUUACCUCUUUUCGGCCUGUUUUGAUAAUUACAAAAUUUUCAGAUUGGUGUCUUUUUUGUAUAUCCAACUGAUUUGCAGAAGGAAGAAUUUCGAGUUGGACAAAAAUAUGAACGAUGAAAUUAUUUACCAGUUUAACCCUGAGUGGUCCUACAAGACGGCGUUCACUUUGCCGUUGCCUCUGACGGAUUAUUACUUCCCUUCCUUCUAUCGUAGCUCCUUUUUGGUGAACAAAAAUAUGUACACCUUAAAUGUAGCUACUAAACGUCCUUCUUGCACAGGUGGGAGUGGAAUCGUUGUUGAGUCCCCCCGUGAGGAGAAAAACCAAGCAGAUGAUAAUCCCCACAUAAAGCACAAAGAUGACAAAAUAAGGGAAGACGAAUAUUCGGUGGAGUACCACGAGAAGUUGCUCCAAAAUUUUCUCCAAAGCAAUCAACGUAUUAUGCACAUCCUGCGGGAAAACAAAAUUACUCAAAUAAAAAUUACGCACAACGAAAUGAACAAACAAUGCAAGCAACUCUCCUUCACCAUUUUAAAUGCCUACUUCAAAUAUCUGUAUUCGAAAAAGGAAGAUGAAUCGAAUAAAUUAGAAUCACUGGAGAACGCCAAAAUUAUUUUAUUACUAUUUUAUUUCAUUGAAGAAAAUAUUACGGAACAUCUUCCCCACUUUUUUACACAUCUCCUAUUUGCAUUUGAAAAGAAGCUAGACGAAGAGCGCUGGUUCAUUUAUAUGAACUGCCUUUAUUUGGUGGGUUCAUACGUUAAUCCAGCCAACUACUAUUUCUUCCUAGAAAAUUACCUCAAAAAUGUAAAGGAGAAUAAUCAAAAGAAUGUCACCCUCACGUGUCUUUAUAUUCUAGACAAAAUUUGCACGGGAACCAUAGAAACGUAUAAGGAUAUCCAUCAAAGGGGACUCACCCGCGAUGGGAUUCAUCUUAGUUUCGUCCUCGUGUUGGAAAAAAUGAUUGGCCUUUUUUUUAGUGUCAUAAAUGGGGCUCAACAUGUGGAGAGGUAUCUCCUGGUUCUGCAGAUAAUUCACACCAUUCUGAGCAGCGAGUGUGCAUAUGCAACGCUGGAUGAAAGGCACAUCACCCAGUUGGUAAUACUACUGUACAUUAUAUUCAACAAGGUGAAGGAUGUUAAGGAAAACCUAACCAAAGGAAAGGACAAAAUUUGCCUGAACAGGAACUUCUACAUCCCGGUCGAUGUGUUGGACAUUCAUUUUUACAUCACCAGAAUAAAAAGGAUAAAAAACUUCGAACAUUUAGACAUGAGCCAAGAGCAAAUAAACAUCAGCAUCGGGUCAGAAAUACUUUACAAAAUAUUCACUCUGUCAGAUGACAACAUAAAUCAGAAGACAGCAAUUUUGCAAAUCCUGCCAGACGAAUUUCUCUACAAUUCACACUAUGUGUACUUCCUAAUUCAGUACAUAAUUAAAAGACAGACGUUUUUUUAUGACCAAAGUUUUUCCAUCUUUUUGUGUAAAAUUAUGAUAAAACUGUUUAACCUGAACCAAAAUAAAAGGAACAUAAUAAAAGUGGUACUUUACAACGAAGAGCUAGCCUUAUAUGAUAUUCACCAGGAAAGCAGAGACAAGAAUGUUAAACAGGUAAAGCACGUUUUCCUCGAACACGCCUGUACAAUAUUUUUACUGUUCAUCUUCAGAAAUGUGAAUAUAUAUGAAACAUUUGGUAACGUUGUUGGAACCUGUAAAUUGGUGUUGCACCUCCUCACUGAGGUGAAGAAUCCCUAUUCCUUUUUGUUCUUCGUUAAGCGUACAAGCCUCCUCAGCAAGCUGUGCGAUAUACUCGAGUGCAGAGAAGCGAAAAGCAUCUUUUUUUGCAAACAGGUCCUGAAUGACCUGCACAUCAAUUACGAAAAAUAUAUGAACAACGAUGGGGACAUAAAAUAUCUGGACCACAUAAACAUAGGGAAAAAAGUUGGCCUCAGAAAGCAAGUAAAUGCAGAGGUGGAUAUUCUGUUCUACUUUGUAAGUACCUGCAUUUAUUUAAUAUACUACAAGUCGUUAGCCUGCUUGUCUGUGCUGCUGAAGGAACAGGUAGAUGAAAUAGGUCACCUAAAAAUACAUGAAGCUUUUAGAACCCUUUUUGAUGGCACAGAGAAGCGGGUUCUACAAAUAUUAAAAAUUAAAGAACAGGGAAGUUAUACCAUGUCUAAUUUGUAUAAAAGAACCAUUGAAGAUAUGGUCCUUCAAAAAAACAACUUUUCAGAGCUAUUCUUAUUAAGGAAGAAAAUUUUAAACUCCCCCGAUUAUAAUGAUCUCAUAUUGAAUACCCACAUCUAUUUUAGAUACACUUUUACCCUCCUGCAAGAGGUUCACAUGUUUCUUCUGAACCCUGUUAUUCUUCACUACUUUUAUGAAGUGAACCAUGGGGGGUUGAUCAGCUCGACCGAUGUAAAUCCCUUAAGCGGUCAUAAGUCCGGGAAUCUUUCCACAGAAAAAAACGUUCCACCUGCUAGCGACAAAAUUGAGGAAGGACCAAAUAGCAACAGUGAUGACAACCCAUGUGAGAAGCAAAACAAUUUCGUAGAAGAAAUGGAGUCAUUUUUUCAGAAGGAAGAGACACACAAUAUAGAGGGUAUCAAAUAUGACCACACCAAUUUGGAAAAUUAUUUUAAAUCUCAUGACCUCGUUUUUUUAAUACUCGAACAUGGUGUUUAUCACAUUCCCUUCCGCGUCCUGGAGAAGAAUUCUCUCAUUAUUUUGCUCUAUUCCUCUUUGCUAUUUUUUGUGGAUGAUUUUUUUCAAAUAAGCGUUCUACAGAAUGACGACGAGUCAUCCUUUUUGUCCAGCACCAGUGUGGGACUUUCGAAGGACUUCUUUUUGAAUCCCUUCCAAAUUGGGGAAAACCAUUUGAUAGCCCUCUUCAAUUUGGUCAUUCUGCUGUAUCUAGAAAACGAGGACAUGAUUAGCGGCGCCUUAGUAAAAAUGAACUGCAACGAAAACGCAGAACGAACAGCCAACUUUGAUAAAGGCAUAUUUUGCAAUAUAGUGAACAAUGUAAUUUUCAAUUAUGAAAAAAAAAACCUGGUGAAGGAGUCCUUCUGCGGAUGUCUCAGCUUCUUGCUGUCGGUCCUAAGCGUCAAUUAUGGAGACGUCCUCGAAAAUUUGAAGAUAACAUACACCAGGACCAAGCACGUUAAACGGCUGGACGUCUGCAACAACAUCAUUAACACGUUUUUGUGA
Plasmodium coatneyi is the source of this 4524-nucleotide messenger RNA. RefSeq lists its product as uncharacterized. The coding region runs from base 1 to 4524 and encodes 1507 amino acids. The record is from RefSeq and is a predicted model, not a curated record. The transcript is spliced from 8 exons. Lineage: Eukaryota; Apicomplexa; Aconoidasida; Haemosporida; Plasmodiidae.